Molecule: messenger RNA, 3277 nt
Organism: Spizellomyces punctatus DAOM BR117
Lineage: Eukaryota; Fungi; Chytridiomycota; Chytridiomycetes; Spizellomycetales; Spizellomycetaceae
Exons: 10
Coding region: 204-2984 (926 amino acids)
Biological process (GO): proteolysis
Molecular function (GO): metalloexopeptidase activity
Source: RefSeq, a predicted model, not a curated record
AUUCUAUAUUUCACCGGGGCGGGAUUCCGACUUCCGGUAAGGUGCUUUGCCCAUUGGUGCGAGAUCUACGUAGGUUAUCCGUAAAGCCUCAUCUACGGAGCUGUGGUUGUCGGGUUGGAGUGCCUCGGCGGGAACCCGCUGGAUUUUGUUUGCACAUUUACACUUGCAUCUCCUCGCGUCAAAGAGUGUGAAAAUAGAUACAUAUGCAUAAACGAACCACGGCCAACGGCCACCAACAAAGCGGUGGAUUUUCCUCAAAGGCUUCGAAAUAUGAAAGCUUGCCAUCAAACGGGAAAAUUCCGUCACUCAAGGAGGGCGGGCGCCCCUCCAACUUGCUUUUGAGCGUUGGUCUCUUGAUAUGGGUUGCGUUGUUGGCAACGUUUGGAAUAGUGCGACACCAUACCUUGCCCCAACCUUUGCCGGCAAACAGUGUUGGUGCUGAUGGGAUAACCCCAGUGUUUUCGGAAGACCUUGCUCGGGAAACCAUUCGUGAACUCACAAACACUAUUGGCCUCCGUGUUGUGGGGACUAAGCAGGAGGAGAUGGCAAAGGAGAUGAUAUUGGAAAAAUUAUACGAUUACCGGAAUCAGUCCAGUGACAAUCCUCAUAUGACACAUUUUGACAUUGAUGUUCAGAUGGCAGAUGGAUCUCAUCGCUUUGAUCUUAUGGGUCAAGCUGUCUUGAAAACCUACUCAAACAUUACAAACAUCCUUGCCCGUCUGUCAUGUGGACCUAAAUGCAAUGAAAACGCCAUACUUUUAAACUCCCACUUUGAUAGCACCAUCGUGAGUCCCGGUGCCGCAGAUGACGGCGUAGGCGUCGCAGUGAUGCUAGACCUUGUCCGCGUUCUGUCCCAAACCCGAAAACCAUUGAGGAAUUCCGUGAUCUUCUUGUGGAAUGGUGCUGAGGAGACUCUGCAGGAUGCUUCGCACGCCUUUGUUACGCAGCAUGACUGGCGGGAUAGCAUUCGUGGUGUGAUCAAUCUGGAAGCCAUGGGACAAGGCGGCAAAGAGAUUUUGUUCCAGGCUAAUUCAAAACAGAUGGUUGAUGCCUAUAAACGGGCUCCCCACCCCCACGGAAGCGUUCUGUCGAACGAUGUCUUCCGCACCGGAUUGGUGAUGAGUGAUACGGAUUUCCGGCAAUUUCGGGAUCAUGGAGGACUUGUCGGACUGGACAUGGCGUAUUAUACAAAUAGCUAUCUGUACCAUACGAUGCUGGAUGUGGAAGAAACAAUAGAAAAGGGCUCCAUUCAAAACUUUGGGGAUAACGCCUUGGGGAUAUUAGAUUACCUUCUAUAUGAGGCCGAUCUCACGGAGAUUGAGCAGAAUGAUGAUAUCAUUUUCUUUGAUGUUAUGGGUUUCUUUUUUGUUCACUACUCGUGGGACACUGCUCAUGUUUUUAACGGAAUCCUCAUCCUUGUGGCCGUUUGGUCUGUUCUGGUAACCUCGCCUUUCAAGAAGCUAUCGCCUUCCGCAAGGCUGCGAGCUACCAUAACGGUAGCUUUUGCGACAGCGGCAAGUCAGUUGGUAGCUACGGUUAUAUGCGCUGUCCUUGGCGCUUUGCUUUUUGCUGCCAAAGUGCCGAUGAUGUGGUUCGCGCGAGAGUGGUAUGCGCUGGUGCUCUUUGCUCCCGCUGGGAUCCUCGGUGCCUUGUUGCCGCAAAAAUGGCUGCAGAAUGCCUCCAUCGGACAACCCAAACUUGAUGAAAUUGGAAGAGCCAAGAAAGAAGUGACCGACCAUGCGUAUGAGAAUGCUUCUGAUCCUAUUUUAGAAAGGGCUGCAUAUGAUGGACUUGUGCUCUUCUUUACUGGAGCGAUUUUUGUUGCUGGAUGGUUCAAGAUUGGUGCAGGGUAUCUGAUGGCUAUCUAUCUAUCUGGACUCUUGCUUGGAAAAUGGGUGGACCUCAUUUUCGGUGGAUCAUCAUCCAAAGUUCAGCAUCUCCAUCCACUCGUCUAUUUUACGGCCUCCUCUACACUUGUGUUUACAACGGAGCUGUUAAUCUGCGCCGUAUAUCUUUUUGUUCCAAUCACUGGACGGAUGGGAGCGGAUACUCCUGUCGACGUGAUCAUGGGUAUCCUGGCUGGGGGGCUCCUAUUUUUUGCCAUCUUCAUUUUGGUACCCUUUGUGCAUCGUCUUGGGCGGAGGCAGGUUAGACAGCUUAUCACUGGCCUAAGUGUGUUGACGCUUCUUAUGAUCGCGUUCUUUGUGACGUCGGUUCCACCGUAUGAUCAAAUGCAUCCUAAGCGAGUCUUUGUCGGCUAUAAAGAGAAUGUCACAGAUAACUCAAGGGAAGUCCUGCUAUCCCAUGCCGACCCUGCAGGUUUUCAACAGAUUUUGGCAAAGGUUGAGGCCGAACUUGGGUCAAAGCCCGUGUAUCGCGGAGCCUCUAUGACUGACCGAGAUUGGAGUUCUAUCUACCCGUUCAGCCACUUUAUUGAAGGCUACUCCUUCAAUGUCUCGCAUCUCACCGCCCUAACACCUUCACCAGCCCCAGCACCGCAAAUAAGCGUUGAAAUAGACAGCUACGAUGAGAAGACUGACCUCCGGACGCUCUCCAUUCGUUGCUACUAUCCGCACUACAUUUGGACUGUCCUCUCCUUUGAGGGCUAUGUCAUUGACUGGUCAUUGUCGGACCGAAGCAUGGUAGAUCCAUCCAUGCCCAAACGAUACCGCAUCCGCAACGCAGGAGGCUACACAACCAACUCGUGGAAUCUGACUCUAACCCUCAAGGGCCGCGACAAGAUCCAAAUGGAGAUUAGCGGUUUGGAAAGAGAUGGGUUUCAUGAACUUGUUGUUGGGGAACCAAAAGUCCAGAGCCAUCGGAGGGGUGUCGGUGAAGCUCUUGGAAGAGUGGAGAUUGGACAGAGCUGGAAAUGGAGUGAUCGGUGGGGUAGUGCGGCGAUUUUGAGUCGAGUUGAAAGUGUUAUGCCUGAUUGGACGACAGGCCUUUUUGUUGGCUUGGUGGUAAAGACAUUUGAGUUGUAGGUUUUUUAGGCGGGAAAAUGAGUAGAUUAGAAAUUAGAAGAGUGGUUUUUGGGGUACGCUUUAUCUUGUUUUAUGCAUAUUCCCAGUUUUUUCUUUGUGAGAUACCUCUCGCUUUGAUGUGCUUUUAUUGGAGAUUGUAUUUGACGUUUGAGUAGUCAAGUCGUGGUGUUGAUAGCAGAGGGCUGUUCCGUUCUCGUAAAGAAUUUCCUGACUCUGGGCAGGAAGACUGAUAUUUUGACGUAACGAAAUCAGUUUCCUUUAUACACAUUUAAACCAGACCUACUAUUUUGUCG